AGAUUUAUUCAACCGUGGCUACAAUUUUGACACAUUUAAAUUAGAUGUGAAAACCAAGACUCCAGCAGGCGUUGAAUUCACCACUGGUGGAGUAUCGCAUUUCGAGUCCGGCAAAGUUCUUGGCACUUUGGAAACUAAGUACAAAUUCAAAGAAUAUGGUCUCACGUUUUCCGAGAAAUGGAAUACCAGUAACAUUCUAGCCACUGAGGUAUCAUUACAAGAUUUAUUCAAAGGUACAAAAUUCUCUGCCGAAAGUACAUUUGCUCCUCAGACUGGUGAUAAGUCUUUGAAAGUUAAAGCCGAGUAUAAAAAUGAAGUCAUAGCUGUGAACGGUGAUGCAGAUUUCAAGACAACCACUCCUGUCCUUAAUCUGGCCGGUGUAUUCGGUUAUCAUGGUUGCCUUUCCGGUUAUCAGCUGAAAUUUGAUUCCAAGGACUCUAAGUUGAAGAAUUAUAACUUGGCUUUGUCCUACGCUACUAACGAAUUUGUCCUGCAUACCAACGUUAACGAUGGUAAGCAGUUCAACGGAUACAUUUAUCAGAAAGUGAAUCCUUUCCUCGAAACCGGUGUUGAGCUCGCUUGGUCGUCCGAGAACAACGACACCAAAUUCGGUCUUGGUUGUAAAUACGCUUUGGAUCGAGACACUUCAGUUCGUGCCAAAGUCAAUAAUUCUAGCCAAAUUGGUUAG
This is a messenger RNA of Ilex paraguariensis (yerba mate), 688 nucleotides long. NCBI's taxonomy places the organism in Eukaryota, Viridiplantae, Streptophyta, Magnoliopsida, Aquifoliales, Aquifoliaceae. The record is from the annotation of a GenBank genome assembly.